Molecule: messenger RNA, 1863 nt
Organism: Neodiprion fabricii
Lineage: Eukaryota; Metazoa; Arthropoda; Insecta; Hymenoptera; Diprionidae
Product: alpha-tocopherol transfer protein-like
Exons: 7
Coding region: 16-1743 (575 amino acids)
Cellular component (GO): membrane
Molecular function (GO): ATP hydrolysis activity; ATP binding; phosphatidylinositol bisphosphate binding
Source: RefSeq, a predicted model, not a curated record
CACGCUAAGAACACGAUGACCAAGCACACUAACCUAAACCUGAACAUAAAGCCUGGCUGGAAAAUCGGUAUAGCGGGAAGAACCGAGGCUGGGAAAUCCUGGCUGAUCUCAGCGCUGUUUCAUCUCACCGGAAAUGGACUGGAGGGAGAAAUUCUGCUGGACGGGAUCGACGCGAAGUUGAUUGGACUACGCGAGUUGCGACCCCGGAUUUCGAUCAUCCCUCAGGAGCCGAUUCUGUUCUCAACGAUUCUCCGUUACAACCCGGAUCCUUUCGACCAGUAUUCGGACACCCAGCUUUGGAACAGUCUGCGCGAAGUAGAACUUGGGAAUGCGGUAUCGUCCCUGGAAUUUCAGCUCGGCUACUAUACCCAAACGGGUUGCCGUCGUGCAGUUCUCAUCCUGGAUUGUUGGAAGGUGAACGUGAUCGGACGCCGGUUUCCUGGUUACAUCUUUACUAGUAUCCAAACCGAGGAAUCAGCCGACGCGGUUCGCAUCCAGGAGCUUCACGACCCGAUAAACAAGAAUAGCGAGAGGCUGCCCGAAGACGAUUUCGAGAGGAUCAAGAUCGAGAGGGUGCGACCCAGCUAUCCUGAGGACUUUAAUCACCACAGACUGACAUCCAACCUCGUUGGAACGCGGAACUCAGACAAACCGAUUGGAAGCUCCGUAGAUGACACGGAGUACAGAAACGCGCUGAAGAACAUCGAUGCAGAGGGCUUAGUGAUCGGUGGUGAAACUGAUAAACCGUCGCUGUUUUCGCCGCAAAUCGAAUUCAGAAGUGAAGACCAAGAGGCAGGGAAUUUUGGACCAAGCAGAAACGGUAGAAGAAUGCCGGAGCCGAAGAUCGAAAAUGAGCCCGACGAUGAAGAGGUGGCACUUGACCUGAGCGAACCGCCAGAAGAGGUGAUGGAAUAUGCGAGAACCCAACUCGGGGAAACGGACGAGGUCAAAUGCCUGACGAUUGAUGAACUCCGGGACAUGAUUUACGAGAGAGGGGAGUGCACGCCACAUCGGAUGGACGAUGCGUUUUUGAUCAGGUUUCUUCGGGCACGUCGCUUCAACGUAAACAAGGCGCAUAGGCUGGUGGUAAACUACUACAACUUCAAGGAUGACCAUCCGGAUAUUCACCGUGGUCUGAAUCCCUUGGAAAUGCGGCACAUUGGCGACGAUGACAUAAUGACGGUGCCUGCCUACCGGACGCAGUGCGGUCGACGGAUGAUGAUAUUCAGGAUCGGGAACUGGGACCCCAGGAAGUACUCUAUAAUCGAGAUUUUCAAGGCGACGGUGGUAGUUCUGGAGCUUGGCGUACUGGAACCAAGAGCCCAGAUCCUCGGUGGUGUCGUUAUAUUCGAUUUGGAAGGUCUGGCAAUGGCUCACGCAUGGACAGUGACGCCGCAGAUAGCGAGCAUGGUUUUGGCCCUGAUGGUGACUUCAUUUCCCAUAAAGUCCCACGCCAUUCACAUCCUGCAUCAGUCCUGGGUGUUCGACGCUAUAUUCGCGGUCUUUAAGCCACUCCUGGACGCCAGGAUGAGGGACAAGAUCUUCUUUCACGGGUCGGACAUGGAAAGUCUGCAUAGACACGUGGUCCCAACAUCACUGCCGAAAAAAUACGGUGGUACCAGAAACGAACUUCCCUACUACAAAUGGAUCGACUCGCUGAGCAAGAACCCGACGAUUGUUAAGGAGAUGCAGCUGCUUGGCUACAUUGCGUCUGAGGAAAUAAUAAAGAAUCUCGAGACGUAGCCUGCCGUCCAAGUAUAUCCUGCAAAAUCAAAAUACCCACACAUACCGUACACAUUUUUUAUGUUUAUAUACAAAUUUGGGUCAGAAACACAGCAAAUAAAUGUUGAUUGUAGCAUCCCA